CUUCCGCUCCGCCCUUUCGCAGCGAGCUGAGCCGAGCCGAGCCGAGCUGCGCUCCGGCCUGGCCCCCAGGACCGGGUCCGCCCGUCCGGACAGAGGGACCGACACCCCGCCGGGAGGGGGGCAGGGAUCCAUAGGGGGGAUAAAGGGGGGCAGAGACAGGGAGGGGAGGGAUAGGAGCGGGGGGGGGGGCGAUAGAAGCUGGGGGGGUGUCUGUGGGGCCGCAGCGCUAGGUCCCAGCCAGGCAGCCAGCGGGGGAGAGGUGGGCGAUCGCUGGUUACAGGGGUAGGCGUGUGGGGGGCUGGAUGGACGGGUGGCUUGUUAGACAGACAGACUCCGAGUGAGCCUCCUCUCGGGUUCCCCCACCCCUGGUGUCGUUCCCCUCCGCUGCCCCCCCGGCGCCGUCCCCAUGUCAGGGCGCACGGUGCGGGCCGAGACCCGCAGCCGGGCCAAGGAUGACAUCAAAAAGGUGAUGGCGGCCAUCGAGAAAGUGCGCAGAUGGGAGAAGCGCUGGGUGACUGUGGGUGACACGUCUCUGAGGAUCUACAAGUGGGUGCCCAUUGUGGACCCCCGGGAUGAGGAGAAACGGCGACUGGCCAGCAGUGGGGAGCGGCACAAGGGCCGGGAGAGAAGGGGGCGUGUGCCCAGCCCCCGGGCCAACCCUGCCCUCCUCAUGCUGGACCUGAACGAUGAGAACAGCAACCAGAGCUCAUUGUCUGAGACCUCCCUGGCCAAGGGGGGAGACACAAGCUCCAGCCCCACCCCCGACCGCAGCCAGACGGCGACCCCCACCCCGCUGGGGGAACUGAAAGCGGAGGACUCGCAGCCCCCCAUGCUGGGGCAGGAAGGGGACUCUGGGGUGUUGCUGCUUGAAGGGACGGAUGAGCCCCCCAUGCUGACCAAGGAGGACCCUGUUCCAGGCCUACUGGAGUCACAGGGGCAAGAGGAUGCACCCCCCUUUGAGAUGGCCCCAACCUUCCCGCAGCCGGUGCUGGAAGAAGAGGAUGAUGAGUCCAUGGGGGCACCUCCCCUGAAGCGCAUCUGCCCCGAGGAGCAGGAAGUGGGUGCCCCCCACUCCCCAUAGACCUAGCCUCGUCCCUGCCUUCUCCCUGGCUGGAGAGCAUGGGGGGGCAGAGGGGGAGCGGGGCAGGAGGUGAAUCAUGCUUGCCAAAUGCAAAAGGACCAAAGACACUUUGAAGAGGAUGUUGAAGAGGAUGUUGGCGUUGGGUCAGGACUCCUGGGAGGGGAGUGGGGGCUGGUGGAUUAGAGCAGGGGUGGGCGUGGGGCUGGGAGCCAGGACUCCUGGGUUCUAUCCCUUGCUUUGAGAAGGGAGUGGGAGGAGAUGGGACGUGGCUAGGGAGAGAUGGGCAGCAUCCCCUGAUGCCAGACUUUGAGGGGGCCUGGGUGAAUUUUACAUUCUCUGUGUAUAUACGUAUUUUUUUGGUCUGAACAAUACACUUUGCUAUUAAACUGCUAA
Molecule: messenger RNA, 1474 nt
Organism: Dermochelys coriacea (leatherback sea turtle)
Lineage: Eukaryota; Metazoa; Chordata; Testudines; Dermochelyidae
Gene: BCL7C
Product: BAF chromatin remodeling complex subunit BCL7C
Exons: 6
Coding region: 407-1081 (224 amino acids)
Source: RefSeq, a predicted model, not a curated record